GGCUUCUCAGCGUUUCACAAAUGGGCUUCAAAGGGACGUUCGGUUUCGGACGGAAACUGUGAGUGCGCCAAAACAGCUGCAGUCUCACUAUGCAAGUGCGCAAAUGUGCCUCAUGGAGCAGCAGCUGGAGAGAUCCGUAUGGAGAGAGCAGGAGGUGUGUAUUCGGAUGAAGAGGAUCUGAGAGCGUCCCGCGCAUCAUCUAUAGUGGACUGUCUGUUAGUGGAGCUCUAUGACACAUACAGUAAUAAUGUCAGAGGGGUGGACAGCUCGACCGAAGCCUCCAGCUCAGAUGCCUUCCUGGGCAGGAGUAACACUGGCUCCAACUUUCUCCAAGAGCUUCAGGAGAAGCACACGAGGCGCCAUCAGAUGAAAUACCUGGCUCAAAAAGGUCCGGAGGAGCUGAAGUGGAUCAUUCAGGAAGUGAAGUAUCGUAUUGGUGUGCAGUCGGCCAAACUGGUGCGUCAGGUCAAGAGGAAAGACAGACUUCGGCAGAAGUUUCAGAAGAACUGUGAUAUAGUCACUGCCUGCCUGCAAGCCGUCUCUCAGAAAAGACGGGUGGACACCAGGUUGAAGUUCACUAUCGAACCUUCUUUAGGCAAGAACGGCUUUCAACAAUGGUACGACGCUCUGAAGGCAGUAGCCAGACUCCCAGUAGGGAUUCCCAAGGAGUGGAGGAAGAGGGUAUGGCUGACCCUAGCUGACCAGUACCUCCACAGCAUCUCCAUAGACUGGGAGAAAACAAUGAGAUUCGCUUUCAAUGAUCACAGCAAUCCAGAUGAUGACACUUUGGGAAUCCAAAUCGUGAAGGACCUGCACAGGACCGGCUGCAGUUCAUACUGUGGCCAGGAGGCGGAGCAGGACCGUGUGGUGCUGAAGCGGGUGCUGCUGGCAUAUGCCCGCUGGAACAAGACUGUCGGAUACUGUCAGGGCUUCAAUGUUCUGGCCGCCCUCAUCCUGGAGGUCACAGAGGGAAAUGAAGGAGAUGCGUUGAAGGUGAUGAUCUAUCUGAUCGAUAAAGUGCUUCCCGAUAGUUACUUCGCCAAUAACCUGCGUGCCCUCUCAGUGGACAUGGCUGUGUUCAGAGAUCUCCUGCGACUGAAGCUUCCAGAACUUUCUCAGCAUCUCCACCAUCUCCAGAAAGUAGCUAAUAGGGAAGGAGGAGGGAGCUAUGAGCCUCCGCUCACCAACGUCUUCACCAUGCAGUGGUUUCUGACCAUGUUUGCCACUUGUUUACCCCAUCACACCGUGCUGAAGAUCUGGGACUCGGUCUUCUUUGAGGGCUCUGAAAUGCUGCUGCGUGUAGCUCUCGCCAUCUGGGCCAAACUUGGAGAGCGAAUUGAGGAGUGCCAGACUGCAGAUGAAUUUUAUAGUACUAUGGGCUGCCUGACGCAGGAAAUGCUGGAGCACAACCUUAUCGACUCCAAUGAACUCAUGCAGACGGUCUACUCUGUGGCCCCGUUCCCGUUCCCCCAGCUGGCUGAGCUCAGGGAGAAAUACACCUACAACAUCACCCCGUUCCCGACCCCUGUCAGAGCGAACAGCAGUCUUGCACUCCAUGGAUGGGAGAGUGAUGAUGAUGAUGCUGACAUGGAUGAUGAAGACUCUAUUGUCACCGCUCUGGGUUGCCUGGGGCCUCUUGGAGGACUUCUGGCCCCUGAGAUCCAAAGAUACCAAAAGCACCUUAAAGAUCAGAGAGUGGAGCAGAGCUCUCACGGCAGUAACAUGGCCGAGCUGAGUCCCGGGGCGGUGGGCGCGGGACGGGCCGAGCACCAGGCAGCCAUCAACAGCAUGAUGCUGGAGCGCAUGAGCACCGACAUCAGCGCGCUGAAGAAACAGUACUCACGCAUCAAACAGAAACAACAGCAGCAGGCUGGGCUCCUGUACAUCCACACAGAUAAGUGUCCAGCCACCAGUAUCCUUCCCUCCCAAAUCGGUCCCUCCCCUGUGGUCAACCAUCUUCUCCUGGGCAGGAGGCCCAGACCCAGUCAGCGGUCCUCAAAGAACGGGAUCAUCCAUAACGGUGAAGGGCCUCAAGCCCACUCCACACCCAGCCAGGAUCAGAUGAUUCGGGCCAGACAUCACUCACCCUGGCGCACACAUGUGCGAGCGCACCGGAGGAACAUCGCCAGGGCACGGGCACAACUCGGGUUUGAUGAUUCUCUGGAGAUAGAAGACGAACAAAUGAGCAAAACAGAAGAAGCAUCUGAAGAGAGAAGACGUGAGGAUGAAGAGCAAGAGAAGGUUGAGACUGUAAGCUCAGAUGUCUCUCAGCAAGACCACAGCUCUGGAGAAGGAGAAGAUCUCCACGAGAUCAACAAGCACUUGUCUUCUUUGGAACUGGAACCAGAACUUUCAUCAGAAGCAGCUUCUGAUCCAACUCCACAACUAGACGCAGCUUCUGAUCCAUCUACAUCAUCUCCAGAGCCAGGUUCUGAUCCAUCUACAUCAUCUCCAGAACCAGCUUCUGAUCCAUCUACAUCAUCUCCAGAACCAGCUUCUGAUGCACCUACACCAACUCCACCUCCAGAAUCAGCUUCAGAUCCAAAUACACCGACUCCACCUCCAGAACCCCAGCCAGAGCCCAAACCCAUGGCCUCAGCUCUGCUCCCAUCCACCUGCCAUCCAGGUUCAGACUCAUCCGGCUCAGAAAGCGGAGGUUCCCUCAAAAGAAGCCCUUCAGCGUCAGCAGGAGAACCUCUGAAACCACAGCAGAUCUUUUCCCCGUUCCCAUGCAUCAAAACCCCUCGCAAGUCCAUCACUGCCAGAAAUUUGGGCCUCUACGGUCCAACUGCCAGGACUCCAAACGUGCACUUUCCCCAGAUGAGCAGAAGCAUGAACCAUAUUGGAAACACCACAAGGCGGCGAUGAUGAAUCGUCGACUACAGACGAGCACAUAUUUGAUUCUUCAUAUCGAUACGUUUGGGUUCAAAACUCCAACCACGAAAGCACAUCUCUAGUACUCUUCCAAGACACUCCAAAACAUCUACAUUUAGAAACAAUAUUUAAUAAUGUAAUGCUUCCAUGAAGUUUAUAACAUGAAUUUAUGAAGGCUGUUUCUUUUCUUUUUUUUUAAUGAAACCCUACGUAAACAUUUGGGAAUUAUACCCGACAUUGAAAGUAUCUCUUGUUGCAUGUUCAGGUCAGCAGUAUUCGCUACAAUGCACUGUGUAUGUUUACUUACAUGCUUCAAAGCUCAGAAAAUCACAUGUAUGUAAAAUACUCAUGCUAAAUGACUGGGAAAUGCUGCAGUUCUGCAUUGCACAGUCCAAAAGGAUUUUUUAGCAGCCAUUUACACUAUUUAAUCAUAUAAAGUCAACAAAUUUUCCAUGUUCGCUUGUUUCUGUUAUUUUUGACCACACUGGUGUUCAUUUUCCAAUUAUGUCAAGCCAUUCAUGUUUCUCUUAUUUUGAUCUUUCCUUAGUAAAUUAUUCAUUUGCCAUCUGAAUGACACAAGUUCUCAUUAAGGUCUCUUUUUUUGAUGCUCUGGUCAAAACUAUCCUGCAAUUUAACGUCCCUUUGAAUGUUUCUUUUCUCUCUAUUAAUCUUUGGUGCUUAUGAGUAGUGGAGGAUCACAAAUGCCCCACAAAGAAUAAAAGACGUGCAAGUAUGAAAAAAAAA
This is a messenger RNA of Cyprinus carpio (common carp), 3618 nucleotides long. RefSeq names its product TBC1 domain family, member 30 (gene tbc1d30). Lineage: Eukaryota; Metazoa; Chordata; Actinopteri; Cypriniformes; Cyprinidae. The record is from RefSeq and is a predicted model, not a curated record. Gene Ontology annotation, cellular component: endoplasmic reticulum.